Molecule: messenger RNA, 1357 nt
Organism: Lathyrus oleraceus (garden pea)
Lineage: Eukaryota; Viridiplantae; Streptophyta; Magnoliopsida; Fabales; Fabaceae
Exons: 6
Coding region: 117-1136 (339 amino acids)
Biological process (GO): negative regulation of transcription elongation by RNA polymerase II
Molecular function (GO): histone reader activity
Source: RefSeq, a predicted model, not a curated record
AUUAAUUUCAUAGAUGGGUUGUCUACUUUGUAUCAGAAGCUCAAUAACUGGCUUUUCGUUUUUCCAAAUUUAAUCUCAAGAAACAGACAUUGAACUUCUACCAUACAUUUCUCUUGAUGGAGAUUGAUUCUUCUUCCGAGUUCAGUGCUGAAUCUGAAACAGUUUCUGUUUGUCUCAAAUGUGGCAACCAAGGCUUUGAAGAAACUUUGGUAUAUUGCUUCAAAUGUCAAGAUUAUGCACUGCAUAGAUAUUGUUUAGAUGGGCCUGUUGUUGUUACAAAUGAGGUUAUUUGGUUUUGUGAGGAUUGUGAUGGAGAGGUAAUCGAUGUAGAUUUUUCUGAUAAGGCAAUUGUAGAUUCAGAAAAUGCUGAAGUUAGUUUCAGCGAGGAUUGUGAUCGAGAUACUGCAGAUUUGGAGAAUGUUGAUAAUGAGGAUUGUGACGUAGAGGUAACAGAUGUAGAUAAUUCUGAUAACGAGAUUGCAGAUUCGGAAAAGACUGAAGUUGAUUCCGUCAAGGAUUGUUAUCAAGACACUGCAGAUUCGGAUAUAGUUGAUGUUGAUUCCGGAUAUGAAUGUGCGAAUGUGGCUGAUCCGCAUCCUAUUGCAGAUUCAGAAAACACUGAAGUUAAUUCCAGCGCGGAUUGUAAUCAAGACACUGCAGAUUCGGAGAGAGUUGAAGUUGAUUCCAGAUAUGAAUGCGCGAAUGUGGCUGAUUCGCAUCCGAUUGCUGAUCCAAUAUGGAGGGGAAGUUUGCAGCUUAUCAACAAAAGCUUUGAAUUAAUGGCCCAUUUCUCCAGUCUAGCAUGCCCUAAAGUUCAUGAAAUGACAAGACAUCUUCCUAAUGUGCUUUAUGCUGACUUGCUUCAAAGAUCAGCUGUAUGGCCAAUUCUUUUCAGGAAAUUGGGAGCAAGAAAUGAAAACAUUGGCCUUUAUUUCUUUCCUGAGAAUGAAAGGGUUGAGAGAUUUUUUGAUCAACUAGUUUAUGAAAUGAUUUCCAAUGAUCUUGCCAUAAGAGCUGAUAUUGAAGAAGCUGAGCUUUUAAUUUUUUCUUCUACGGUGCUUCCUAGCGAACAUAGGAGAAUUCAAUCAAAGUAUUAUCUGUGGGGAAUUUUUAGAAAAAAGCGAACACCAUCCUAAAUGCUAGACUAAUUUGAGGAUUAAUGAUACUUUUUGUUUCAAUGUAUAGUCCUGAUGUGUAUCUAACCAUAGUUGAGGAUUAAUGAUAAUUUGUGUUUCAAUGCAUAGUCCUAAUAUGUGUAUCUAACCAUAGUUUAUGGAAGCUUCCUAACUGAUGCACCUAUCACACUUUUGAUUUAAUUUUUGUUACAAGUUGGUUAUUUCUUUGACAAUCACUCAUA